AUGGGGACAGACAGAGGCAUCCCAGGAGAUGCCACCUACCCCCAUGUGCCCCUCUCAGGUGCCUUCCUGGUGCACGUGGCCAGCUCCUGCCCACUGGCGGCCAACGGCUCCGUGCUGGAUUUUGACUUCACUCUCGUCUUCAACAAGAACCCGCUGGUGUGCUAUGACCCCGAUUCACCACCCCAAGCCCGCAUCAUCGCCUCCAAGAUGGCCAACACUCGGGCAUCCGUCCUCCUCACCUGCCACGUCUGGGGCUUCUACCCCCCCGAGGUGACCGUCAUCUGGCUGCACAACGGGGACAUCGUGGGGCCUGGUGACCCCCCCCCCAUCUCCGCCAUCCCCAAUGGUGACUGGACCUACCAGACACAGGUGACCUUGAUGGUGGCCCCGGUGGCCGGGGACACCUUCACGUGCUCGGUGCAACACGCCAGCCUGGACCAACCCCUCCUGGAGGACUGGGGUCCUGGUUUGUCCCCAGGGUUGACGUUGAAGGUGGCCGCGGCCACCGUGAUGAUGGCGUUGGGGCUCGGGUUCUUCAUCGCCGGUGUCUACCACUACCGGGCCAGGCCAGCGGCACUGGGUUACACUCCUCUCCCUGGAGACAACUACCCUGCAGGCAAGCUGCGCGCACUCCGUCCAGUGUGUGUCCUGGUGGUGCUGGCUGUGCUGGUGGCUCUGGUGCUGGCUCUGGCGGAGUUUGUCUUGCGCCUCAAGGGCUACGUUGAUUACUGGAUUGGGCUGCAGAGACGGGGCGAGCGCCUGGAGUGGGUGGAUGGCAGCAGCUUCAACCAGACGAUCCCGGUGAAGGGCCAGGAAUCUUGUCUGUUCCUGAAUGACCGUGAUCUCAUGAGUGCAAGUUGCGCACAGCCACGGCCGUACAUCUGCAGCAAGCCCCAAGCGCUGAUGGGACCCGGGUGA
Messenger RNA from Charadrius vociferus (killdeer), 918 nucleotides. RefSeq lists its product as uncharacterized. NCBI's taxonomy places the organism in Eukaryota, Metazoa, Chordata, Aves, Charadriiformes, Charadriidae. Gene Ontology annotation, biological process: antigen processing and presentation of exogenous peptide antigen via MHC class II; positive regulation of T cell activation; immune response. The record is from RefSeq and is a predicted model, not a curated record. The transcript has 7 exons. Gene Ontology annotation, molecular function: MHC class II protein complex binding. Gene Ontology annotation, cellular component: MHC class II protein complex; membrane. The coding region runs from base 1 to 918 and encodes 305 amino acids.